Trypanosoma rangeli is the source of this 1365-nucleotide messenger RNA. Its product is annotated as putative leucine-rich repeat protein (LRRP). The transcript has a single exon. Bases 1 to 1365 code for a protein of 454 amino acids. Lineage: Eukaryota; Euglenozoa; Kinetoplastea; Trypanosomatida; Trypanosomatidae. Gene Ontology annotation, cellular component: cytoplasm. The record is from RefSeq and is a predicted model, not a curated record. Gene Ontology annotation, molecular function: protein kinase binding.
AUGAGCCGCACUCCUGUUGGAACGAAGCCCUGCAAAAAGGUAACGGCAUCUGCAGCCUCCUCCUCAUUCUCCUCAGCGUCGCUGAAACGCUUUCUUGACAUGAUCCCACUGGACAUUGACAUUGAAAAUGUGCGGCAAAUCACCCUCAAGGGCAAGCAGCUCACCGCUCUUCCCACCAACUUGGGCGGGUUGCUGCGCGAGGUCCGGCGACUUGAGCUGUCCGAAAACGAUAUUUACGACGUCACACCGCUGGCCUCAUUGUCCCACCUCACCUCGCUCAAUCUCUCAAAGAACAGGCGACUGUCCUCUAUUGCACCUCUUGCCACGCUGCACCUAACCGUUUGCGUGGUGGCCUAUUGCGAUCUAAACUCAUUGGUUGGUCUAGAAGGAUGUGCAACGACGCUAAAGACACUCAUCGCAAACGAUAACAACUUAGUGCUGCAAUCUCCCACCGGGGGAGUCGUGGCAGACGCUCAGGCAGACCACGUUUCAAGGGCCGUGAGAAACUACGAAAUCCUGGCAAUGCUUUCCACCUGUGAGACGAUAGUGCUUUCCCGCAAUCCCCAUCUCUGCGCCUUGUAUGCUGCACCCACUCUAAAUGAGGACCUUAUUGCAGAAGGCGUUAGGGGAAAUAUUGCGGGACACUUACCACAUCAUGAGGCAGACUGGUCACACCCACUCUCUGUUCUUGAGAAAAUGAAACAGUUAAAGAAACUUUCGCUUAGUGGGUGUGGAUUGGAGUCCCUGCCGUCACACUGGUUUCUUCCCAUGGUAACAGAACUGCGGUUGAGCCAUAACGCGCUUUCUAGCCUCGUUCCAGAAGGCGUUAUUUUUCGCUCAGUGAAGAUUCUUGACGUUAGUCAUAACGUUCUCACAGAUGUCAAAACGCUGAGACGGUGUCGUUUUGUGCGAAAUUUAAGCAUACGCGGUAAUCCGUUCCAGAAGGAGACGGCGUCAUCAUCGCUGACAGAAGAUGGAAAGGUGAGGAAAGGGGCCCAACUACCAGUUGAAGUCUUGAGGUUUCUCACACGAAAGAUGCCGCAUCUUGAGGUCGUGGACAGCACGUUGCUCUCCUCCAUUCAAUUUGAGGACGUGGCAGGUAAAAGCAGACUUGAGCGGUGUGAAACUGUGGAGGGCAAUAGUGCGCAACGCAAAGAUUCUCGUCAUCCGACGGAAUCGACUGCCGAAGAAAUUAAGGACGUUGUUGUGGAGCUUUCUGAAGCUGUACCAGAUAACAUACGAGCGCCCAUAGUGAGGCGAGAGCGCACGAACCUGCUAUUGCAGCGAAAGAGGGAGCUAGUAGCUGAUGGUGCUGCCGUGGCUCAACUAGUGAAGCGGAGAAAAACAGAAGCUGCUGUUUGGUGA